AUGGCAUAUCCACGUGUAGGUGCAGUGGUGUGGGAAGGCGUGCUGCUCCUGUGGGCACUACUUGUCGUGCUCGCUGCAGCUGGUGCACGUGGUAUCGUCGUCCACGGGCCCCCCACACAUUCCCCUUCGUCCUCCUUAUCAGGCUCGGUGUCACUCCUUCCAAGGGACCACGGGCUCCUCAUUGUCGUUUACCUGAACGCCACCGCAUUCCCAUCGUCAGGGGAGUCCACAACGGCGUUUCUCCUGGCACUCAAAGACGACUUGCAUGAUGGCGUCCUCCCGGGGCUCUCCCGUGUGGAGGGCGAUUCGUCUUCCGUCCCACCGUCUGGUGAGGUCCCGGAAUGCUCGCUCCACUGCUCUACGCCACACCACGCAGGGACUGUGGAUAAUGCAAAUGUAACAAAACCCUGUGCAUCUCACCCCAUACUCCUUUGUAUGCGGAAAAUCGAGUCACAGACGAUUCCAGUGCAACUUUAUACGGAAUGCCGAGAGCGUAUCCACUCCCUGUAUCGAUUGGAUAGAGUGAAGCACAGUGAGUUCAGAAAUGGUCAGAAGAAUGUUUUUGCGCGUUCUUCGGAGGCGUACCACGAAAUGACAGGUGAUCCGCGUCACAUUGUCGCCGUUGGUGGGGACUGCCGACUCCUGAGACCAGCGCUCGGAUCCCCAGAGACAAAGUCGUGUGGUCGGAUAUCCUGCGUGGGUGUUGCCAUGACUGUGGUAGCCGCUGUCAUUUUACUAAUUGUAGUUGCUUUUCUUGUGCUUUAUUUUUGGCAGCGGCUCGGCUGCUGCCUGUUCGCUGAUGAUGAUGAAAGCAGCCCCUCUUCACAGCUGAUUAUCCACACGUCUCACAAUGCCGAGAAGGGCAGGAGCUUGGCGUCGAAAACGAGCACAAAUCCUUUGGAUCCACCCGGCCUCUCACACCGGCUGUUCCACUAUCGAUCUGAAAACGUGGGCGCCUCGCUGUCCACGCCGUCAGCCUUGGAUGAGGCGAAGUUCUUGGAAAUAGAGGCCUACCUCAGUCAGGAGGAUAGCAAGCCGUCAACCACGGCAUCUACAGCUUCGCUGCAUCGUUCUAUUCCGUCGUCGUCGUCGUAUGAGCCACCGCAGCUAACGGACGUGGACCCUCCGCUGGACAACAGCAAGAGGAACAGCAGCUCGGGUGCGGCGCAGUCAGAGCGUGCGUCGCCCCACAUUCGCGAUGUUGAUAUAUCCAAGGAGGAGCGUGAGCAGCUGCAGCGCCAGCGGUCCUGGCUCAUGGAGCAUGUGAUGGGUCUUGAUACUCUGUAG
Trypanosoma grayi is the source of this 1287-nucleotide messenger RNA. RefSeq lists its product as hypothetical. The record is from RefSeq and is a predicted model, not a curated record. The coding region runs from base 1 to 1287 and encodes 428 amino acids. The transcript has a single exon. NCBI's taxonomy places the organism in Eukaryota, Euglenozoa, Kinetoplastea, Trypanosomatida, Trypanosomatidae.